Cladophialophora immunda is the source of this 1717-nucleotide messenger RNA. RefSeq names its product ribosomal protein L11. The transcript has 2 exons. Gene Ontology annotation, biological process: translation. Gene Ontology annotation, molecular function: structural constituent of ribosome; large ribosomal subunit rRNA binding. Gene Ontology annotation, cellular component: mitochondrial large ribosomal subunit; ribosome. The coding region runs from base 202 to 663 and encodes 153 amino acids. Lineage: Eukaryota; Fungi; Ascomycota; Eurotiomycetes; Chaetothyriales; Herpotrichiellaceae. The record is from RefSeq and is a predicted model, not a curated record.
GUCAAGUUUGCUUUAUUGAGUUGAGCUUCAAUAUUUUCGAGAUUCAGCGCAAUCUCAAGCUCCCUAUCAAUCAAUCCUUCAUCUCUCCACUGCGAGCAUAGUCGUUUCUUGCAGCAGAAUUGAAGAGUCCCUCUCGACGUCAGUCGGCCCCUGCUUUUACGACCCUAUCCUCCCACUGAAUCUGCCAAAUACAAGACCAUAAUGGCGAAGAAGGCGCCUGCUCGUGACCAGAUUGUCAAACUGAUUGUUGGCGCCGGUCAAGCCAGUCCGAGCCCGCCAGUUGGUCCGGCCCUUGGUAGCAAAGGUGUCAAGAGCAUGGAUUUCUGCAAGGAAUUCAAUGCCCGAACCGCACAUAUUACCCCCGGUGUACCCAUACCAGCGCGAGUGACAGUCCGGCCAGAUCGCUCCUUCAGCUUCGACAUCCGCACGCCCAACACAUCGUGGCUACUCCUCCAAGCAGCUGGAGUAAAAGAGGUCAAGGGCAAAAUCAAGGGCGCAAAACGACCAGGCCACGAAAGUGUCGGCACCGUUUCACUCAAACACAUAUUCGAGAUUGCAAAAAUCAAGCAAAGUGAGACACGGCUAUCUGGAUUGAGUCUUGAAGGUCUUUGCAAAUGCAUCAUGUGGCAAUGCAAAUCCAUCGGCGUCAAAGUCGUGCCGUAACCCGAGCCGCCAGAUCAUCUACAAGUGUGCCAACUCGAAUGAGCCUCGGAGUAGCUCUGAUUGCAGUGCACAUUGAUCACCUGGUCGAAGGCUGCAGCAUUCAACCAAGGAGAUACUUGCGGGACCUGUCGAUAUCUACAGUUGACAGCUCCUGCACCUCCACACGACGAGCCGAGCAGUCCGUGAAUAGGCGAGGACCUGGACAAUAUCCCCUUGUAUGACCAGGUCACGAUCUUUGGGCAUGUCUCCUGCGAACAUGCGAGCAAAGUUGCCUCGGGACCAAGGCCGAUGAUCGACACCCGCCCGAACCCUCAAUUGGGUCAUAGCAGGGCGCCCUUUGCCGCAACGCAUUCAAGGACAAUGGGUCAUGGGGGGCAAACACUACGUUCAGAACGGAGAUGAUCUUAUUCUAUCAUCCCUCGAGACUGUGGACUGCUCAAUGGAUAGCCGAGAGAAAGCCGAAAGGGAAUGGGCAAACUCCGACCGAGAAGGGAUAUUGGUUCAUUGUCCUAACUACCUUUCGACUAUCUUGCAUAAAAGCACGACCUCAGACAACCACGCGACCCCGUGGGGACGGCGGCAUCCCAAGAACGAAGAUGCCCCUGGGUUCCGGUGGAUUAGGAUGACCACACAAUGUGAGAAUUAGGCCCAAUGGCACAUGUAAUGCAAAACGGUCCUUGUAUCCGCAUGCUCAAAUCAAAAGACCCUCGGUCUGGCGAAGAUGACUCGUUCACUCGGAAGCUUCCAAAAGAAUACGAGAACAAAGAUGACGUCUUGCCUGAAAGAACCUUCUGCCUCGCGUUCAGGCAGACACCGAGACGUCGUCAGUCGCGAACGGGUAAGGUGUAUGAUACGUAAAGUAGGUAUGCAGCAUUGUCAUCAUAUUGUGUCCGGCUGGGCCGGAAGGAAAUCCUAGGACAAGGCGCUGGAGGCAAAAAUAGAGCGAAAACACCAGGUAACAAGAAUGGGAGAAGCAGCUUGAGAAGAGUGCAGGUGUUUGUCACACAACCCAAACCCGGUCGGCCGUUUCUGCGCUCCGCUCAAUGACCCGUCC